Plenodomus lingam JN3 is the source of this 111-nucleotide messenger RNA. The record is from RefSeq and is a predicted model, not a curated record. Lineage: Eukaryota; Fungi; Ascomycota; Dothideomycetes; Pleosporales; Leptosphaeriaceae.
AUGUCCAAGAUUCUGGCCCUCGGGUGCUUCUGCUUCACCAGCUGUGACAGUGUUGGUGCCGAGGAUAGGCACUUGGACGGGACCAUAUCGCAUCAGUCCAGCAUUGUGUAG